Molecule: messenger RNA, 597 nt
Organism: Cucurbita pepo subsp. pepo (vegetable marrow)
Lineage: Eukaryota; Viridiplantae; Streptophyta; Magnoliopsida; Cucurbitales; Cucurbitaceae
Source: RefSeq, a predicted model, not a curated record
AUGUCCUCCGCCGAUCCCCCUUCCUCCUCCUCCUCCUCCGCCGCCGCCGCCGCUUCCCCCGCCCACGCCGGCGUCGGCCUCGGCUACGGCAUCGCCAUCGCCGUCAGCAUCCUCGUCUUCAUCUCCACCAUAAUGCUCGUCUCCUACGCUUGCAUUCGCGCCAAAUCCACUCGCCCUAGACCUAGACCUUCCGCUCCUCUCCCCCCUCCCGCCGCCGACAAUGUGGUGGUUCUCAUGGUUGGAUUAGACGGCUCCAUCAUCGAAUCGUACCCUAAGUUGGUCCUCGGAGAGAGCCGCCGUCUCCCGGCCCCAAACCACGGCCCUUGCUCCAUUUGCCUCUCCGAUUACCAGCCCUACGAUUCCGUCCGCUGCAUUCCGGAUUGCCGGCACUGUUUCCACUCCGCUUGCGUCGAUGAAUGGCUCCGGAUGAGCGCCACUUGCCCCCUGUGUCGAAACUCCCCUGCUCCUACCCCUGUUGCUACUCCUCUCUCCGAAUUCGCGCCUCUGGCUUCCAACGCCAGGUGAUCCUCUUCCCUACAUUUUCAGGUUAGGGCUUCCAAAUUUUCUCCCUCAAUUUGUGUCUGAUUUACUCACAGA